GUGCGACCGGCCAAUCAUAUUAGACUCGAGCCCUUCGUCACAGCCAAUCGGCUAAGGCGCUGCUCUUCUCGAAAACAUGUCGCCCAUGAAGCUGUGUGUUCCAGGUGACAAGCUAUGCACUGUAGAAGACUGUCUUCCCGGCACCGGAGUAUAUCUUCGGCAUGGCUACAUUUACUCUUCCCUAGCAGGCUAUGUGCUCAAGAAAAACGAGGGAGAGGAGUUACCUGUGAUCUCAGUGGUGAGGGAAACAGAAACACAACUACUACCCGACGUAGGAGCAAUAGUCACCUGUAAGGUGACCAGUAUCAACCCCAGGUUCGCCAAGGUGCACAUCCUUUAUGUAGGCUCAACACCGCUGAAGGACCGCUUCAGAGGAACAAUCAGAAAAGAAGAUGUGCGUGCAACAGAGAAAGACAAGGUGGAAAUAUACAAAAGCUUCAGACCUGGCGACAUCGUCUUGGCAAAAGUGAUCUCCCUUGGUGACGUGCAGUCUAACUACCUGUUGACAACAGCAGAGAACGAACUGGGGGUGGUGGUGGCACACAGUGAAGCAGGUGUCCAGAUGGUUCCCAUCAGCUGGUGUGAGAUGCAGUGCCCACGGACGCACAGCAAAGAGUUUCGCAAAGUGGCCCGCGUGCAGCCAGAGUACCUGCAGGCAUGAGACAACUUCUAUCUUUCACAAGGAACACACAGCUUCCCCUCCCUCUUUCACUCACCGUCAUUAAGUAGCCUCCCACCUCGUUUCAGAUGUUCUGAGAGACUUGACGACGUGCAUAUCCGUUGGCUACUUCUUUCAUGUCUUUUUAAAUAGUUUUCCAUCUGCACAUUGUGUCAUCUGAUUGUGCCAGCUUGAAAAUACUGAAACAGGGUCAGACCAAGCUAUCAGGACUUAUUCUAAACAAUGUAGCAACUGUUGUAAAGACAAUUUUAACUAAAGUGAGUGCAUGUGCCAGCCUUCCAAUUGCCUGAUAGUAACCUGAUUAGAACAGUGUGACUCCGUUCACUCAGGAUGUUACGUGGCAGCUGCAGAGCUUGUGAUCACUAUGACGCUAAAAGCAUAGAAGAAUGUUGCACCUAGUCAAAAAAGGCCUUUUUCACAGAUGCAGCAUACUCGGUUUUGCUAAUGAGUAUAAUGGCCUUAUCAUUAGGACACCUGAAGGAUGAAGCAGUUUGCAUUUUGACUGCAUUUUGAACCAGAGAGAUUUAAAGGGCAGUGGCUGAAUUUGGUUUGACAUAAUGAGGACUCACAUAGCAAUGCUGCACUUUAAACUUCUCAUGCGUGUCA
Messenger RNA from Etheostoma spectabile (orangethroat darter), 1285 nucleotides. RefSeq names its product exosome component 1 (gene exosc1). Lineage: Eukaryota; Metazoa; Chordata; Actinopteri; Perciformes; Percidae. The coding region runs from base 77 to 661 and encodes 194 amino acids. Gene Ontology annotation, cellular component: nuclear exosome (RNase complex); cytoplasm. Gene Ontology annotation, biological process: RNA processing. The record is from RefSeq and is a predicted model, not a curated record. Gene Ontology annotation, molecular function: RNA binding. The transcript has 8 exons.